AUGUACUGCUCACGAGCCAGCCUCCGUGUGCUGCUAGUUGCGUUGGUCGCGCUCUGCAGUACAGGUGUGUUGAGCUACCAGCCCAACCAGCAGUACUAUGGUGCGGGUCGACGCAUUGCCAUGUCAUCGAUUCGAACGCUCACGCUGUACGCGGGGCGCAUGAGCGCCUACCGUCGAACGUCGGCGCUACCACAACUGACGUGUGUCGGCACUCUGUGCUCGCACUACCAACCGGACGUCGUGCAAUGCACGGCUAUGGGCGAUGAACAGUGGAAGUGCAGCGCAGAUUUGCCUGCGACCAUGCGCAUGGGGCGCGUACAGGUAAGCUGCGAGGGGUACGAUUAUGCGCAAGAUCCAUACGUGCUCAAGGACAGCUGCGUACUCGAGUACACGCUGUUGCCCAGCGGAAUCGGCCGUGAGGACGCCUGGCGUCGACACAGCGCGUCGACCGAAACGCUCGCCGAGGCGCUCUUCUACAUGGUCUUUCUCGCCAUCUUGGCGAUGAUCAUUGUCAGCUUCAUACGCGCCAUACGUGCCAACCACGGUAGCGCGAAUUCAAGCACCUCGCCCCGUAGCGGCCAUGGCGGCGGAUACGGCGGCGGCUGGUGGCCAGGCGGAUCCAACCCACCUCCUCCGCCAUACACACCCAAACCCGACCCCAACACUCCCUCCUGGCGCCCAGGCUUCUGGACAGGCCUCGGCCUCGGCGGUCUCGCCGCUGCCGCCGCCACAUCCUCAUCCCGUCCAAGACGGCCCAACGCUCCUCAAUCGAGCUUAUUCAACCCGGAUCCCCACGCUUACGGCGUGCGCUACGGCGCAGGACCCUCCAACUUGUCCGGACGCGGAAGAGGAUAUGACGACAGCGACCACUCGAGCUCCGGUUGGAGGGAAAGCACAGGUUUCGGAGGUACACGAAAUCGCUGA
Molecule: messenger RNA, 924 nt
Organism: Mycosarcoma maydis (corn smut)
Lineage: Eukaryota; Fungi; Basidiomycota; Ustilaginomycetes; Ustilaginales
Exons: 1
Coding region: 1-924 (307 amino acids)
Biological process (GO): regulation of store-operated calcium entry
Cellular component (GO): endoplasmic reticulum membrane
Source: RefSeq, a predicted model, not a curated record